Cylindrotheca closterium is the source of this 1635-nucleotide messenger RNA. The record is from the annotation of a GenBank genome assembly. Lineage: Eukaryota; Bacillariophyta; Bacillariophyceae; Bacillariales; Bacillariaceae.
AUGCCAAGACGGAAGAAAGAUGUGCUAGACCAGCUUUGCAGCUCUAUGGAGAUCUUCAUGUGCGGUUCUGAGGAUUUCAACAAGUUCCGUUCGAGAGCAACAGGUACUGCAACUGCGAAACCUGCCAGUGAAUCGUCUCCAGCAGACGCAGCAGACGCAGAACAAGGUUCAGCCCCGGAUGUAAAACCUUCAGGCAAAAAAGUUGCGCCCAAGAAAGUUGUGAUAAUGACACCAACUGACGACGAUGACAUUCUUGAGGUGGAGAGGGACCCUGUGUCUGUGAGUAUUCGCAAGGCUUCUCGAGAACAACCUACCCAUUUGGAAUUGGUUUCCUUCUACGAGAAAUCUGGUAUCUACAUUAAGACUAUCAAGCCAGAAAGUAAAUUCCAUGGAACGAAAAUCGAAGCUGGCAUGAAACUUAUCCGAAUUAAUGGAAUGGAAUGUCCAGCAACUGUGAAGGAAACAUUCGAGUACACGGCGGCUGCAUAUGAUGUGCUUACCGUUACUGCCGUCGUGGUGGAGAGUCAAUACGGAGAGGAAGAUUUUAUGUUCAAGGAAAUUAAGCUGGAUGAUGAUGACGGGAAGAACCUUGUUCAAGCUGAAGGAGAAAAAGAAGAGAAGGCUCCUUCUCCAACCCGUGUGUCAACUGAUUGGUUUGGUGGUUACCUUGGGAAGAAAGGUAAAACUGAAGAGAAGAAGGCGGAAGAAAGCAGAAUUGAACGAAAGGAACGGAUCAAGAAUGUGAAGCAGACCACUGUGUCGACGGAACGAGAUAGGAUAGGUCUUGGAUUUGCUGACCGUGUGCUCAAGAAUUUGGGUGUGCUCGAGCAGGACGAAGAAGAUAAUGAUUCUUUGGAUGACUCUACCUACAAGAGUGCUCCAACUCUUGAUGACACUACAUACAAGAGUUCUCCAACCUUUGAUGACAAUACUUACAAUGAUACACCCACUGUAGAUGACGAUGACUACACCCUGUCAACCACUGGUGGCACCACAAUCAUCGAUUCCUCACCUAUCAUUGCCAAGAUAUUCAAAAAGACCAAACAAGACAACUUGGGUCUCCACUUUGUAUCGUUCAAGAAAAAGCAGGGUAUCUAUGUGUACCGGAUUCACGAAGAGUCAAGAUUCCUUUCCACCAAACUGGAACCUGGAAUGAAGCUCUUGGCCAUCAAUGAUCAACCAUGCCCUGCCACAGUUGCUGAAACACUUGCGUUGGUUCAAAACAUUGAAGGCGAUUUGUCCAUCAGAGCUCAUCACCCUUCUGUCGAGGAUGUGUACAUUCCAGAACCACCGACAAAGACGGUUACAGCACAGCAAAAGGUUGAUGAUUUGACCCGAACUCAAGCGGUCCCUGUUUUGGCUGAUGAUGAUGAUGGUGAACAAAAGGGUGAACAAAAGACUCCAAAUGAAAAAGAGGAAGCUACAUCCAAAGGAGACGAAGAUGCCAAUGUUGUCGUUGGGCAACCCAAGGAAGUGCAAAAUUCUAUUACCGAUGCGGUGGAAGAUGGAGAGAAAGAGGACGAUGAGAAAGAAGCCGAAGCAGAAAAGGUUGAUGAAACUGAGGACAAUAACGAGGAAGAUGACAAUGAAUCAUCUACUUAUGAAUCUCUUCCGCCACCAAAGAACGAACCCUGA